AUGAUGGUAGAGGAAGAGAUCGUGAAAGUCCUGAAAUGGAAGAAGGCCAAGAAAAAGAAAGAGGAAUUCGCGAAGUCAAUGAAAGUAAUGAAGGCGAAACAGCAGGAUGGCAUAAGAAAAGCACUGGAGGAUUACUUGGCCGCUCAAACACAAACGAUGACUGUAGAAGACUCGGAAAGGGUCGUUGAAAUGCCAUCGAAAAGUCAAUCACAAACAGCGCUCAGCUCUAAAACGUCAGAAUCCUUACAAAAGGCGUCAAUCAGUGGAACAACAACCUAUUCCGCUGCAUCUACCCCUGUUCCAAGGAAUCUCGGCCAAAUGCCGAUGGAGAAGCUAUAA
Ostertagia ostertagi is the source of this 339-nucleotide messenger RNA. The record is from the annotation of a GenBank genome assembly. Lineage: Eukaryota; Metazoa; Nematoda; Chromadorea; Rhabditida; Trichostrongylidae.